This is a messenger RNA of Solanum tuberosum (potato), 876 nucleotides long. RefSeq lists its product as uncharacterized. Lineage: Eukaryota; Viridiplantae; Streptophyta; Magnoliopsida; Solanales; Solanaceae. The record is from RefSeq and is a predicted model, not a curated record. The coding region runs from base 1 to 876 and encodes 291 amino acids. The transcript has 3 exons.
AUGGAGUUGAAUAACUCAAACAUGGAGGUUCUCAAUAACACACCUCCACCUCAAGUUGAAAACAUUGAGGUUCUCAAUGAUACACCACCACCUCCAGUUCAAAACAUGAAGGUUCUCAAUGACACACCACCACCUCAAGUUGAAAACAUGGAGGUUCUCAAUGACACACCACCACGUCGGAGACGGCCUGAAUCUUACCCUUACACCUUUGGUGUACCAUAUCUAAACAACAAUCCCAACAACCUAGUUGAAGCAUAUGACAACAACUCGUUCGUUAUGGACCAGAACCCCAAUGGCCACAAUUUUGAGAUACUCAACCAGAACCCCAAUAACAACAAUUUUGGGAGAUUCAACCAGGCUGAAGCAUACGGCAACAACUCGUUUGUUAUGGAGCAGAACCCCAAUAACAAUAAUUUUGGAAGAUUCAAUCGGGUUGAAGCAAAUGGCAACAACUCGUUUGUUAUGGAGCAGAACCCCAAUAACAAUAAUUUUGGAAGAUUCAAUCGGGUUGAAGCAAAUGGCAACAACUCGUUUGUUAUGGAGCAGAACCCCAAUAACAACAAUUUUGAGAGAUUCAACCAGGCUGAAGCAUAUGGCAACAACUUGUUCGUUAUGGAGCGAAACCCCAAUAACUAUUUCAACAAUUUUGGGAGAUUCAACCAGGUUGAAGCAUAUGGCAACAACUCGUUUUCUAUGGAUAAGAACCCCAAUAACAACAAUAUUGGGAAAUUCAACCAGGCUGAAGCAUAUGACAAUAACUCGUUCGGUAUGGAACAAAACCCCUAUAACAACAACAAUCUCCUUAUGCAAAUGUCACCUCAUCCAUUCCUUUCCAUGUACUUUCCUUCUCCUUGGAUGAACAAUGGUGGACACUAA